AUGACAGCAUUGACAGUCAGCGUUAACUAGUGCUAACCUCCUUCUUUUUUUAACAUAUGCUGUUACCAUCGACAUGAGAAACCUAUUUAUAUUAUAUCGUAUUCGCGUAAAAUGUAAAUAUUGAACACACGACGUAUUACCGAAGCAUCCGCGAUAACUGUUUACACUGCCAAUCAUGAAUACUUCUACAAAUCUCAAGAAACACAGCGUUCACUGUCAGCCAGAUGUUCAUAUGAUGGGUUGUGUCGAACGAACGCAAGGAGAUGGUAUGGAGAAUGCGACGGACAAGAUCGAGAUUAAGCAGAGCCGAAGUCGUCUGGGGGACACCCUUAUUUACCAUCCCACAAACCUGAAGCAAUUAGGAUCGACAGCUCCGGUCACUCCUAUUGGUACAAUAGUAAACCUCGUGCCAAAAUAUAAUAGUAAUGCGAAGCAAGGGAAGCGUAUCUUACACUCCUUGAAAUCAAAAGAACCAAAAUUUGUACCGUACGAACCUUAUAAGGCAGCUGUUAAUCCGAUAGUGCCGUUUGAAAAAAAGAACAAAAAAUUGUCUAGGAAGUCUGGCAUAAAUGCCACAGCUGCGAAAAUUGCUGCGAUAAAGAUCCAAGACAGCGACACAAGGCUGAAAGAGGGCAAAGAAAAAACAUCAGAAGACGGGUGGAACGGUGAAAAAGAGGCAUACGAGAUGGAGAUCCGCAAGUUGAAAGAAGAGAACAAUCAGCUUGAGACUCAGUUGAAGUUUCAAGCACAGGUCAAUGGAGAAUUAAAAAAUUUGUUGGUUGCUGCGGUGGGAGAGGAUCUGGAAACAAGAGUUCAUCUAUUAACCGAGGACAAAUUGCAACUUGCGAGAGCCCUCCUGAAUUCAGCCCAACAUUUGUCUACGCAUCAAGAACAAACAGAAUGGCUGGCAGGCCAAUGUGAAGUUUGGAGAAGUAAAUUUCUAGCUAGUAGCUUAAUGGUGGAGGAUUUGGCAAGAUGGAAAGCCGCACUCUGCCAGAGAACGACAGAACUGCAGGAAAGUAUAAAACGGCUUCUAGAAGAACAUAACAAUAUUCGUGAUACGUCGCUCAAAACAUACAGAAUGCUCACGAUCCUACGAGAGAAAUUCGAUUCCAUAGGAACAACAUCCGGGAAGAAACACGAAUUGGCUAGCACCAAUAUCGUCGAUCUCGCGCAAGGAUGUUGCCAACUUGCGGAAAUUCUAAGAGUCAGUCUCCUGAGUGGGAUCCCGGAUUCAGAAUUACGGAAAGAGCUGAAUAUAACCGGUUUAGAUAUGAAAACGCUCGCGGAGCACAACGCGGAGAAAUUGCUAAUGAAUCAAAAAUUACCCAUGACCGGGAGAGAGGAUGUUGCCUGUACCGCAGUAAUGGGGGCGGCAGUUGCGGUCGGCGGACAGAUGUUUCUUCCGCGAUGCGACGCGAAGAAUAUGGCAUGUUGCCCACAUUGCAGCGGCGAGAUUAAACAGAUUUGAAAAUAAU
Messenger RNA from Temnothorax curvispinosus, 1478 nucleotides. RefSeq names its product golgin-45. Gene Ontology annotation, biological process: Golgi organization; Golgi to plasma membrane protein transport. Lineage: Eukaryota; Metazoa; Arthropoda; Insecta; Hymenoptera; Formicidae. The record is from RefSeq and is a predicted model, not a curated record. The coding region runs from base 176 to 1471 and encodes 431 amino acids. Gene Ontology annotation, cellular component: Golgi membrane. The transcript is spliced from 6 exons.